Nematostella vectensis (starlet sea anemone) is the source of this 1026-nucleotide messenger RNA. RefSeq names its product 40S ribosomal protein S2. NCBI's taxonomy places the organism in Eukaryota, Metazoa, Cnidaria, Anthozoa, Actiniaria, Edwardsiidae. Bases 125 to 991 code for a protein of 288 amino acids. Gene Ontology annotation, molecular function: RNA binding; structural constituent of ribosome. Gene Ontology annotation, cellular component: ribosome; cytosolic small ribosomal subunit. Gene Ontology annotation, biological process: translation. The record is from RefSeq and is a predicted model, not a curated record. The transcript is spliced from 6 exons.
AGACUAGUUAAUUACCACAGGAAGCCCAAAUUACUACCCGUGAUGCACUUCGUUAAAUGGAUCCCAUAAUACAGCACGCGCCUUCGACUCGUCCUUCUUUACCUUCUAGGACAAGAUACCACCAAUGGCGGACGCAGAACCAGCCGGUGGACGUGGGGGAUUUCGCGGUGGGUUUGGUGGGCGAGGACGCGGCAGGGGUCGUGGGCGUGGCCGGGGAAGAGGCCGGGGACGUGGAAAGGCUGAGGACAAAGAGUGGGUUCCAGUCACUAAGCUAGGACGUCUGGUCAAAGAUUUGAAGAUCAAAACCUUGGAACACAUCUACUUGUUCUCCCUUCCAAUCAAGGAGUUUGAAAUCAUUGAUUUCUUCCUUGGUGCAGCUCUGAAGGAUGAAGUCCUGAAGAUCAUGCCUGUCCAGAAACAGACCAGGGCCGGACAGCGUACACGCUUCAAGGCAUUUGUUGCCAUUGGAGACUCCAAUGGCCAUGUUGGCCUGGGUGUUAAGUGCUCCAAAGAAGUUGCCACAGCUAUCAGAGGUGCCAUUAUUCUAGCCAAACUGUCAGUCAUCCCUGUGCGUCGUGGUUACUGGGGGAACAAGAUCGGAAAGCCUCAUACUGUACCCUGCAAGGUCACUGGAAAGUGUGGCUCCACUCGUGUGCGCCUGAUCCCAGCUCCCAGGGGUACAGGCAUUGUCUCCGCCCCUGUCCCUAAGAAGCUCCUUCAGAUGGCUGGCAUUGAGGACUGUUAUACAUCCACACGAGGACAGACAGCUACUCUUGGCAACUUUGCCAAGGCCACCUUUGCUGCCAUUUCUGAGACCUAUGCCUACUUGACCCCAGACAUGUGGAAGGAGACUGUGUUCACCAAGACACCCUACCAAGAAUUCACUGACUACCUGUCCAAGAACCACUCCGCUGGACGAUCAGCUGCUGCUGCUGCUGCGGCGGCUGCUAGUGCUGUUGCAGCCGAACCAGCUGCCCCUAAGGCCUAUUAGCAUGGAAACACAAUGUAAUAAAGUGAUCAAAUGGU